AUGGAAACCCCCAAUGAAACUGGGAUGGUGAUUGACUUUGAAUUGGUUGGGUUCCUGGACCUUCAGGAUUUCUACAUAUUGCUUUUUACCAUCUUGUUAGUGGUUUACUUUCUCAUUCUCUGUGGGAACACCAUCAUAUUCUCCCUCAUUCAGGCUAGCCCCCGUUUUCACAACCCCAUGUAUUUUUUCAUCGCUGCGUUGGCUGUUCUGGAGAUGUGCUACACGACUGUCACCAUCCCCAAGAUGUUGGCAGAUCUGCUGCAGAGAAAGAGCCGCAUCUCCUUCACUGGCUGCCUUCUGCAAGUCUAUUUCUUCCACGCCCUGGGGAUCACAGAAUGCUGUCUGCUCACGGUGAUGGCUUAUGACCGGUACUUAGCCAUCUGCAUGCCAUUAAACUAUAGAACCACCAUGACAACCAAACAUUGUUCCCAGCUGCUGGUGGGAUGCUGUGCUUGUGGCUUUGCAUGCCCCAUGCCAGAAAUCAUCCUCACUUCCAGACUGCCGUUCUGCGGGGCCACUCGUGUCAAGCAUAUAUUCUGUGAUUUCCCUCCAUUGUUUAGUCUCGCCUGUACUGACAUGUCCACCGUCAUCAUGAUAGACUUUGUCGUCCAUUCCUUUGUCAUCCUUGGGCCUGUCUUUCUUAUAGUCCUCUCUUACAUCAAGAUCUUGUCUGUUGUAGCCAAGAUCCAGAGCCCAGAAGGCCGCCAGAAGGCCUUUUCCACCUGUGCCUCCCAUCUCAUUGUAGUCUUGGCCUUUUUUGGAACCACUGGGUUCAUGUAUGUCCGCUUGACUCGUGCCAGAUCAUUCUAUUAUGAAAGGAUCAUAGCAGUGAUCUAUGCUGUCCUCACUCCCCUCUUCAACCCCAUUGUUUAUAGCCUGAGAAACAAAGAAAUUCAGGAAGAGAUAAGAAAAAUGGUUAAACUUCCAGAUCUGCCAUUCUAG
This is a messenger RNA of Rhineura floridana, 942 nucleotides long. RefSeq names its product olfactory receptor 6N2-like. The transcript has a single exon. Gene Ontology annotation, molecular function: G protein-coupled receptor activity; olfactory receptor activity. The record is from RefSeq and is a predicted model, not a curated record. Gene Ontology annotation, cellular component: membrane. Bases 1 to 942 code for a protein of 313 amino acids. Gene Ontology annotation, biological process: G protein-coupled receptor signaling pathway. NCBI's taxonomy places the organism in Eukaryota, Metazoa, Chordata, Lepidosauria, Squamata, Rhineuridae.